UCGAGAUGUCUCUCAAUAUUUCGUUGGCGGAAAUUCAAGCGACCAUGGUUGCGGUGGCCAAGGCGAAACAUUCACCGCACCCCGCAACGGUCAAGGCCCAACCGUACGCCAUUUCCACCGACAUACUGGAUGAUCUGGCUAGCCGUUUCAUCAUCAACGUGCCGGUGGAAGAGCGUGAAAAUUUGAUCCGUAUCUGCUUCCAAGUCGAGCUAGCCCACUGGUUCUACCUGGACUUUUACUGCUCGGAAAACAAACAAAAGUGUGGCAUCAAGCAGUUUGCCCAGCAGAUGUUCAUGCACGUUCCAUUUUUGCAACCGCACUGCAGACAAGUAGAUGAGGUGCUGGAGAACUGGAAGCAGUACAAAGUCACCGUUCCGACGUACGGUGCGAUACUGCUGACGGAGGAUCUGAAACACGUCCUACUGGUACAAUCGUUCUGGGCGAAAUCUUCGUGGGGCUUUCCGAAGGGUAAGAUCAACGAGAACGAGGAAGCGCUUCACUGCGCUAUUCGUGAGGUGUACGAAGAGACGGGAUACGACGUAACAAAUCUCAUCAACCCUGGCGAAUACAUUGAGCUAGUGAUAAACUACCAGUUUACGCGCCUGUACCUGGUGCCGGGCGUGCCGCUGACGACAGUGUUUGUGCCGAAGACACGCAACGAAAUCAAGUGCUGCGAGUGGUUCCCGGUUGAUCUGCUUCCAGUGACGAAGCACGUAAGCAUCGUGAAGGACAAUCAAAACUUUUCCGGCAACUCUUUCUUCAUGAUCUUACCGUUUGUCAAGCGGUUGAAGAAGUGGGUCGCCGAAUCGCACGGCAAGGGCGGGAAGGGCAACAAGUCCACGGGCAAGGGUGCAAACCAUCUGCAGGCAAACAAUUCCCCCGUGUUUGGGCGUGGCGAGUCAUCUAGCAAGCAGAAGAUAUUUUUCGACAACAACAUUAUCGGUAGCGGUGGAGGCAGCGGUAGCAAAAUUACAGCCAACCAGCAGUCUCUUCAGCAGCAAGCACAUCGACAACGGCAGAGGCAUAAAUCGAUGGGUGAAAUUGAUCCGCAAUCUGGGGUCACUCGCGUUGAAAGCGCUUUUGGUUCACCAAACGUGAAUCAGUUCCAGCAGCAGUCGCAGCAGCAACAGAAUGCCAACCAGCAGUUUUUCAAAAAUAGUCCGAAUGUUGGUCCACUGCUACAGAAUGAUGCUAACCGACCGCAGCGUGAUAUGAUGGACCUUUACGAAGACUUCACGUCGAUCGUUGAUAGGUCGACGACGUCGACAGCGACCAAAAAGAUCUCCCGGAAAGAGAACAACGAUGGAAACCGACAGCAGCGAGAGAUGAUGGACUUUUACGAAGACUUCACGUCGAUCAUCGAUGGAUCAACUUCAGCGACCAAAAAGAUCUCCCGCUGGCGGAAAAGGCAAGAUCAAACGCUGGCCGGAUCCACGGGUUCGGCAGCAGCACCAGGGGCCCCUGAGCUUUCUGUUGAACGGCCGAUGAAGCCUCAAAUAAAAAGGAAACUUUUUAACUAUACACCUCCUACGGUGGACGAAAUGGUCGAGAGUGGCAAGAUGAAUGAGACGACGAAAGAUCCUUUUCUUCAGUUUACCAAGAUCGACGCGUGGGUUGACUUUAAACUGGACUUCAGUAAGUUUCUUUAA
Molecule: messenger RNA, 1649 nt
Organism: Anopheles cruzii
Lineage: Eukaryota; Metazoa; Arthropoda; Insecta; Diptera; Culicidae
Gene: DCP2
Product: m7GpppN-mRNA hydrolase
Exons: 3
Coding region: 6-1649 (547 amino acids)
Biological process (GO): deadenylation-dependent decapping of nuclear-transcribed mRNA; nuclear-transcribed mRNA catabolic process, nonsense-mediated decay
Cellular component (GO): P-body; cytoplasm
Molecular function (GO): manganese ion binding; 5'-(N(7)-methylguanosine 5'-triphospho)-[mRNA] hydrolase activity; RNA binding
Source: RefSeq, a predicted model, not a curated record